Molecule: messenger RNA, 1532 nt
Organism: Benincasa hispida (wax gourd)
Lineage: Eukaryota; Viridiplantae; Streptophyta; Magnoliopsida; Cucurbitales; Cucurbitaceae
Product: AT hook motif DNA-binding family protein
Molecular function (GO): minor groove of adenine-thymine-rich DNA binding
Source: RefSeq, a predicted model, not a curated record
AAAAUAUACUAAAUUAUAAUUAAAUAUUCAGAAUUCCUGCAUUUCUCGCUGGAAAAAAAAGCCCUUGGAGCUGAGCUGCUUGCUUUUUCGUUCCGAAGCCUUUCGAUUUCUUUCCCCUUUUUGUUUUUCAUCUCCGCUAUUUUUCAUUUAUUAUUUGGGAUUGGGACUUCCUUGUAUGGAAUUAUAGUUCCAGCGAAGGAGAACAAUGUCGGGAUCUGAGACCGGAGUGAUGUCCAGCGGCGAGCCCUUCACCAUCGGUCUCCAGAAGAAUUCAGUACAAUCACAACAGUCGGUCAUGCAGGGCAUGCAUUUACCCUUCGGCGCCGACGGCGUCUACAAGCCCGUUGCCGCCGCCUCUCCCACCUACCAGUCCUCCGGCGUCGGAGUUGCCGGUAAUGCCGGUGCCGAUGGAUCUGCUCGUGAAGCUUUCGUUAACAUGAAUUCACAAAGCGAGCCUGUAAAGAGGAAGAGAGGGAGGCCUCGGAAGUAUGGGCCAGAUGGCAGUAUGGCACUGGCUCCUGCAGUCCGCUCUGCCGCUGCAACUCAGCCCAGUGGAGGUUUUUCUCCUCCACCCACCGCCGCGCCUCCGUCUGGAGGAUCAGCUUCUCCAACUUAUUUGAAGAAAGCCAGAGGCAGGCCCCCUGGCUCCUCCACCAAAAAACAGCAGUUGGAUGGUUCGGGGUCAGCAGGAGUUGGAUUUACCCCACAUGUCAUCACCGUAAAAGCUGGAGAGGAUGUAUCUUCGAAAAUAAUGUCAUUUUCACAGAAUGGUCCUAGAGCUGUUUGUAUCCUUACGGCAAAUGGAGCAAUAUCCAAUGUGACUCUACGUCAACCAGCCAUGUCUGGCGGAACCGUGACUUACGAGGGGCGAUUUGAGAUUUUAUCGCUAUCUGGAUCCUAUCUCCUCUCCGAGAACGGUGGCCAGCGGAGUCGAACGGGAGGUUUAAGUGUUUCAUUAUCUGGACCAGAUGGUAGAGUAUUAGGUGGUGGAGUGGCUGGUCUUCUAACGGCAGCAUCUCCUGUACAGGUGGUGGUGGGGAGUUUCAUCACUGAUGGGGGGCACAAGGAAUUGAGUGUAAACCAAAUAGAACAGCUGCCUGUUACUGCACCCCAUAAACUUGCUCCGAUCCGUGCUGGAAUGACAGGGGCCAGCAGCCCGCCAUCACGUGGGACUCUCAGUGAAUCCUCAGGAGGGCCCGGGAGUCCGUUUAAUCAGAGUGGUGGAGCCUGCAAUAAUAACCCCAUACCUUGGAAGUGAAACUCGAGUUGCUUCGUUAACUCACUUGAUUUGCUAAUAUGGCAGGCCAACAUGGAAUCUGGUGCUCUAUUUUCUAAUUUGUUUUAGAUGCACCUGUAAUUUAAGUUUAGCCUUACAGGAUAAUGUAACUCUUUCCAGUUUGGGUUGGCUUGUGCCCGCUGGAAACAAAAGACGACACCAAUAGUUUCAGUUAGGAAUUAUAAGUUUAUGAAAUAGCUGUGUUUUGUUUAUUAUUAAGAUAGUGGUGGAAUUGCAAAUGAUGAGUUUAUUUCAA